GACCUGCUUGCCAGCUCCGGUCUGUGUGUCGCUGCAGUGGAUUAGCAUUUAUUUUUAAAGCGGUGCAUCCAGAGCGCCAAGCCCAGUGUGGAUGUGAGACCUCGGUGAAGAUGCAGCGUAUCUACAUGCACAGCAACGAGCACUUUGAAGUGUUCACCACUGUCCUUGCGCCACAAGGCACACGUCAAUACACAAAACAAGCUGAAAAGAUGGUGGUGGUACACAGCUACAGUCCUCACUGGCCAGAUGAGUUGGAGCUGGCUGCUGGUGACGUCAUGGUGGUUCUGUCCCAGCACGAGGAGGAGCGCUGGUUCGGACGUCUGCAGGAUGGCCAGCAGGGCUACUUUCCCGCCUCCUGUGUCAUGGAGCUGGGCCAGGAUAAAAGCAUCAGAAGGAGCUCAUCUCUGAGAACAUGGGAACAUGACGGGAGCGUACGUCGUAACAGUGCGAGUGGACACAUUCUGCAGGCGCUCAGGAGGGGGAGCCGAGGAGGCGGCGGCGCAGGGGAAGUGAGCCUAGAUGGCGGCCAGGAUGGCAGCGAGGCCCCCGCUGUUCCCCCGUCACAGAGGCCCCCGUACUCCCCGCAGCUUCAACACGCGAGCCCCCAUCCUCAGAUGCAGCGCUCCUCCCCGGGUCUGCUGCACAGGAUCUUGUCCAGGUGCCGCAGGAAGAGCGAAUGCCAGGGGGCCACCAAUGGGGCCUUUGAGGAGGACUAACUCAAGUAGGGGGCAGAGCAGGGGGGCCCAGUGGACGUCUUCUUUCAGCAUCCAGGUAUCGUGGCGUCCGCGUUUGUGUGACGUUACAAAGGGGGCGUGGCUUCAGAACCAGAAGUUGUUUUUCUGUCAUUUAAGCAAUCGCAAAUCUUUUGUUUCUCAAAUAGUGGUCACAAGCAGCAAUGGAGAUUUCUUUAUUAGUGUCGACACUCCGGUAUUUGUGUUAGAACGAUACCCCAUCCUGCAGCUAGGUGGCAGCACUGCCAAAUCUAAUCAACAUCUACCCAGUGAAAUUAGGAACACGUGUACUUACUUCUUCUACCCAGUAUAAGUUGUAAGUGCACAGAUACACAUUUUUAUUUACUUCUUCUACCCAAUCUAAGUAGUAAAUACACAGGAACAAAAUGUGCUCUUACCAAUUAAAUUAAAAAAAGAUCAUAUUAAUUCAAAAUGUGUGCAAAAAGUCUAACACAAUUGUUUAUAUUGCCAUAAUAUAUUUUGGAAUGACUGUUAAAAAAAGUCAUCAAAUACGAAACUUUAUGACAAAAGUCUUGACAGACUAACUCAAUGUGUAUGGAAAAAAUAAAAACAUCACUGAAAAAUAAAUACGAUUUUUCAAAUUAAAUUAUGCAAAUGUAAUUGAUUAUAAAUUCGAUACUAAAUGUUUAAAAAAAAGAUCAAUACAAUUUGUGAUUAUUUAAAAACGCAAAAUAUUUUUUUUCUAAAGAUUCCAUCACUUAUAAAUAAAUUAUAAAUAACAAUUGAAUACAAAAAAAAUAUAGUAAUUCUAACUUCUUUAAUAUCUGCCAUACCCACAAACACAUAUAUUUUUGGAAUUAAUUAAACCUUUUAAAUUAAAAAUAUAUCUAAAAUUCUAUAUUUAUAUAUCAUAAUUUAUAUUUAUUUUUAGAUAAAAAAAAAUACACCCAAUUAGCUACUUUUUUUUUCAAAACGUGAAGGAACAAUUUUGUUAUUUCUAUUCCUAAAGAGUCAAUUAUCAAUAUACAACAAUUGAAUAUACAUAAGGUCUAUUUAUUCUAACUUCAUGAAUUAUCUGGGGCAGAAAUGUACCAUAACCCAAACAAUUUUUUUUUCAAUUUACAACAAUUUAUUCAAUAAACAUGUAUACAAAUUGACCUAUAUAAUAUAUCAUCAUUGUCACCGACGUCCCACUGGGUGUGAAUUUUUCCUUGCCCUUAUGUGGGCCUACUGAGGAUGUCGUAGUGGUUUGUGCAGCCCUUUGAGACACUAAUGAUUUAGGGCUAUAUAAGUAAACAUUGAUUGAUUGAUUGCUAUGUAUCAUAAUUUAUGUGAAUAUGAGCAAAAAUGUAAACAUUUCAGAAUUUAGAGGCCAAUUUGGUGCUUAAUGCAUUUAUUAAUAAUUGUAAUGUGAGCUGUGUUCUUUUUUUUUUUUGGGGGGACUUUAUCAUGGGCCGGUAAAAAACUAACCCUGAGAUGCAUAUGUUCCCCAGACUUCACUUUGAACACCGUUAAUCAAAAACAGUUCAAAUUAACACACGGUGUAUAAUGAACGGCUUUGUUAUUGUCUGUGUCCCUAUCAAGCUUGUGUGACUCUGCAAUGUAAAUAUGUGAAAGUGAAACUUAUUUUUAUCAUUAAACAACCAGCAAUAAUAUCGCAUGACCCUUACUCUACUACCCUUUUCAACAAAGUAAUGAUUAUUAUCACCCUCCUUUUACUAUAUGCUGCAAACAGUCACCUUCAUUUAGCAUGCUGACUUCAUGAGCAUGGAUUCUCCCGCCAAAAAGUAUGCAGUGAGGGUGUGUGCAUGUGUGCGACGGUGGGGGUUCUUGCUGCCUGCCAGAUGACUGCUCUGUCAGCCUGAUAAUGGCCUGCCAUCUGCUGUCUAGUAUUCACAAAAGGCAAAGUGUGUGUGUGUGUGUGUGUGUGUGUGUGUGUGUGUGUGUGUGUGUGUGUGUGUGUGUGUGUGUGUGUGUGUGUGUGCUUGCGCACAGAUAGGCAGGUGGGUGUGUUCAAUCACAAAUGGGUGCACACAAGUGCUGCAGGAUGUAAGUACAACAUUUAGGAUGCAAAUAUUGACUUUCAUCAAAGCACAUGACAGAAUAAAAGCUGCACAAAAAAUGUGUUCAAUUAUACUAAUAUUUUGUAUUCAUCAACUAUAAUAAUAUGUAUAUGUUGAGCAAAAAUAUGUGAAUUGUUUGUCAUAAUUUUAUUAUAGUUGUAUUUAAUUCUGUUUUGCUGUAUAUUUUUAGAUCAUGUAAUGCUGUUAUAAAGAUAACUAAUAAAGUAGUGUUUAUAUGU
Messenger RNA from Nerophis ophidion (straightnose pipefish), 2994 nucleotides. RefSeq lists its product as uncharacterized. Lineage: Eukaryota; Metazoa; Chordata; Actinopteri; Syngnathiformes; Syngnathidae. Bases 111 to 716 code for a protein of 201 amino acids. The record is from RefSeq and is a predicted model, not a curated record. Gene Ontology annotation, molecular function: protein binding. The transcript is spliced from 5 exons.